Messenger RNA from Triticum dicoccoides, 1618 nucleotides. RefSeq lists its product as uncharacterized. Gene Ontology annotation, biological process: positive regulation of transcription by RNA polymerase II. The record is from RefSeq and is a predicted model, not a curated record. Gene Ontology annotation, molecular function: histone binding; chromatin binding; RNA polymerase II transcription regulatory region sequence-specific DNA binding. The coding region runs from base 71 to 1384 and encodes 437 amino acids. Lineage: Eukaryota; Viridiplantae; Streptophyta; Magnoliopsida; Poales; Poaceae. The transcript has 11 exons. Gene Ontology annotation, cellular component: nucleus.
UCUUUCGUCCGCUCCCGCUCGCAGCACAACUCACGCGAUCUCGCCUCGCGCUCAAUCCCAAACCCUAGCCAUGACGGGGAUCCGUGCCCCUGCGCCGUCGCCGGUUCCGAAGACGGCGCCUCCUCCGGAGAGCAAGUGGGUGCACGAGGGGGGCGGCGUUUCCGAUCGACUGGAGACGGAAAGAACGAAGGGGGAAGAGGAGGCCAAGCAACCGCGCGGGGCUGGCAUACCAGAAGCAGUAUGUAGGGAUCCCCUUGCUGAUGGGAGUACCCAACCUAGAUUUCAGCUAUCACCAGACAAGACCUCUCCUCACGAUCACAUUCAACAUAGGAAGGCUCAGGCAGAUGAUUCACCCUCGUUGGCUGCUAAGCAAGUGGAAGUACAUGUCCGUAAUAAGGUAACCCACCAUGAUAUCCCUGAAGGUGAGAUUUCAAAAAGAUCAUAUGUAGGACUUCCUGAAAGAAAGCAAAUAAAAGUCGAAAGAUCAAUGACUAUGGAGAUCAGCAAUCAGGUAACCAAGCAUGAUAUCCCCGAAGGUGAGAUUUCAAAAAGAUCAUAUGUAGGACUUCCUGAAAACAAGCAAAUAAAGGUUGAAAGAUCAAUAAGCAUGGAGAUCAGCAACCAGGUGCCUGUAAUACUUGAUCAUUAUCUGUACAUUCUAGCUGCAUUGCUCUCAUGUUUGGCAGAAAAUCUGGGAAUUAAGUAUUGUACAGCAACUGUUGUUCGAUCGGAUUUACAGGACAAUGAGUAUCUUCUGCGGUUAAUCAGUGAUCAAGAAAAAGCCAACAAUACCUUCGAGAGCUCCGCUGCUGAUGAGAUUAUCGAGCCUCAAAUGGCUGACCAUUUUGAUUUCAUGGACAAUCCUGAUCUAGAUCAAGCAACUGAUGCAUCAAGUGAACUAGCAGAUGAUCACCCAAUUCAUGAGAUUAUGGAGCCUCAAAUGGCUGACCAUUUUGAUUUCAUGGACAAUCCUGAUCUAGAUCAAGCAACUGAUGCAUCAAGUGAACUAGCAGAUGAUCCCCCAAUUCAGCUGUUAGGACGAAUUACAACAGUGAAGGAAUUGCUUGCAACCAGGCUUUUUGAAAAUGAGGAGAUCGUAUAUACUCAGAAAUCGGGAGAAAGGAAACAAUUGACAGGCAGAAUUGAUGGUGCAUUUUAUCGCUGCUCUUGUCACAAUGAGGUCAUGUCCGCGUCAAAGUUUGAGAAACAUGCGGGCUGUACCUCUCAUAACCAAAAUGAUCGUAUCAUGUUGUGGGGUGAGCGAUCGCUGCAUGCCAUCGUUGCCUAUCUCAAAUCUCUUGGUUCAGCUGAAGAACAACUUGCAGCAAUAUUGGAAAUGAAGAAAAAGAAUGAAGACAGGAAGGCCUCACGAGACCAAGGUUAGGUGAUUGUUCUGUAGCCCGGUGCUCUUUGUAAGGAUCUGCAAAGUGAAGACUGUUCUGUGCUUGGACGGCUGGCUGCAGAAAACGAACCGUCAGGGGGAGGAGGCUGCCUGUGAUACACUGAUACAGUGCAAAAAAACAUGUGUACACGUUUGUUCCUAAAUGUAACUGUGGUUGUAAACCUCAUUGUCCAUCGUGCCUGUAAAUGUCGUCAGGUCUUUGACACGUUACGACUA